Aspergillus terreus NIH2624 is the source of this 3504-nucleotide messenger RNA. Its product is annotated as putative C2H2 finger domain protein. Lineage: Eukaryota; Fungi; Ascomycota; Eurotiomycetes; Eurotiales; Aspergillaceae. The transcript has a single exon. Bases 1 to 3504 code for a protein of 1167 amino acids. The record is from RefSeq and is a predicted model, not a curated record.
AUGGCCGCAUCCACCCAAUUCGUCCGGAGUGAUUCUCCCACCAACAUGACUUUCCGCGAUACCAAUUUCGACCCCUUUCUCUCCGCUCCAUACGACCCAGAAGAAGCUUUCGAAUCUAGCGCUAUCAGGUUGACUCCAGUCAAUGGCGGUGAUUCCAGCAAAGGCGCGACGUCGCCCUCCCCGCUGAACCGGGGCGACUACGGCUCGACGAACGGUGAUGGGAACACCGCGUCCUUUUCGGACUUUCUAAGCCCGGUCGAUGACUUCUCCAGCAAUCUGAGCUCGAACAACUCUCCCGGCGCCGAUUACCUGGUCGAACCCUUCCAUAUGGACACUAACUCCGACUCCCACUCCUGGCAAUCUCCACCACAUUAUGGCGACACGAUCUCGCCCCAAGCGACCCUUCAUACCCCUAAUCUCGUGACUCCUAGCCAUACGAGCAACCCCAGUCCCUCUCCAAACUCCAAAGACUACUCUGGGUACAAUGUCCAUCCAUCGCAGUCUCUCACUCUGAUCACCACGCCUCCGGACGAUACACUCCGCGUGGAUGCACCCGAUUCGGCCAUGGCCCGGAGCCCGAUCGUCAAGGUGGAGAGCGUCUCCAGGGGGGACUCGCCAGACCGACUAUCCUUUUACUCGAGAGGUCGCUCCGCCGUCCAUCUCUCGCCCGGUGACCAAUCUAGCGAAUCCGGGGACGAAGGCCGGGAGAAUCGGUUCCUGAACACGGCUCCGUCAGUCCCGCGGAGCCAAGAUGGCUCGUGGGUUCCCAACGCGGCGACUGGACAAGCGGGCCUUGAUCCACAGUCUCGCGGGGAUGUCAUGGUCCCCAGCCCCAAUGAGAUGGAUCUCCGGCGCCAUCUGGAUGAGAGAAAUAUCGAUAUCCGUAUUUGGUCGGAGUCGGUGAGCGCGGCGAAUAGCGAUGCGGGCGAAGUCAGCCCUUACCGCGGUCGUAAGGGCCAUGUUGGCUCGCGGCGCCGGGCAAAGAGUGCUGGGGAUCCGUCCCUGCGAGAAGAUUACUUCUCCUUCUCCAAAGACGCGUCCAUUCCCGGCCCCGGCAUGCUGGUUCAUGUGAGCAGUGAUGAUGGUGAAACCGACUAUGGCUCAGAUGCUGGGGGUAGCAUUUCUGAGUCCCUCGUGGAUGGUGACCAGCCAGAUGGCUCGUCCUCUCCCAAGCAGCAGGUGUUGGAUGAGCCGGUUUCGCCCAGCCAGUUUCGCGGGUCCCCGUGGGACGACCCUCGAAGUGUUACACCGGACAACACAACUCGCGGGCAACCGUCAACCUCCUCCCAGGCGAUGAUGGAGUUUCAGCGUCGUGAUAGGGAACUGGACAAUAUUUCCCGUGUUGCGACGUGGGGCACCCGACCACUCAGCCAGGCGGACAUUGAUAGUGUCAUUGGGGACGGAGGCGCCUUUGGUGCUUUGACGAUUAAUGAGAAGCGCAAGAAACAUGAGAGACAGAGAAGCCUCCGGAAGCUUUUGCAGAUCAAGACGCCAAACAACUUGAAACGACAGUUCUCUGACUUAUCCAGCAAGCUGCCUAGCUCCGACAGCGCAAACAACAGAGGGGACGAGGUCAAGAGCCCUCCCCAGAGGAAAGAUAGUUUCCCCCAUAUCAGUUUACGACGGUCGUCCCGAUCGCCCAGCUUGAGCACUGGGGGCGCUGUGUUGGCCAUCACGAACCAGAUGGCCGCGAUCGGCGGCAAGGACACCAUGAAAGUGGCAUCCCCCAAUUCGUCGACCAGUCCUUCCUGGUCUUCGUUCAAGCGUGGGAGAAGCAGAAGCGAUGUUCCCAGAAACGCGGGGCCUGGACUGAUGGAACUGAUCCGGACCCAUGGUGGGCCGCCCGUCGCUAACAUUGCUACGUCGCCGCAGCUGGUGAGCCAUCGCGACGCGGCCCCGACUCCGUCCACGUCGAAACAGGUGGCGGGCGAUGACGAUGACGAUGAUGAGGAUAUGCUCGACGAGAAGGCGUUGGUGAUGGAGUUCCCCGUGCAGUCGCGUCUGCCGGUCCCUACACUCGAGGGUUUCAAGACACAGAUCACGCAGUUGAACCCUCGGCUGCAACCCGCGUUGGUUGAACGCUUUGCCAACGAGCAGCUGCGCCGCUACCGGAAUCUGGUGGAGUGCAAGCAGGCCCAUGCCAAAGCCGCCAGCAACAACUCAUGUCCCUCUGGAGGGUACUGCUUCGCACAGGGUGGUGAAGCCAAACUCCUGGCACCCCGGGCGAACCCCCAGGAUGCGGAUGCCGCGCAUACGCAGUUUCACAUCCCUGGUCAUGGAGAGACGCCUGACGACCCCCAGGCAUUAGGAGAGGGGGCCGUGACUGCGGCUCAGUUUCCUCCCGGUGUCCUCUUACCACCGGUCGCACGGCUUCCGGCCGAGUUCGAAUGCCCUAUUUGCUUCCAGGUGAAGAAAUUCCAGAAGCCUUCCGACUGGACCAAGCAUGUGCAUGAAGACAUCCAGCCAUUCACCUGCACCUUUCCCGACUGCCCGGAUCCAAAGUCUUUCAAGCGCAAGGCAGACUGGGUCCGCCAUGAGAGCGAGCGACACCGGCAUCUGGAAUGGUGGACCUGCACCCACGCGGACUGUACCCACAAAUGCUACCGGAAAGAUAAUUUUGUGCAGCACCUGGUCCGUGAGCACAAGAUGCCGGAGCCAAAGGUCAAGAAGACCAAGACCAAGAAUGCUGCCAACAAGAGCCCCGGGGGUCCAGGCUCGCAGGAAGAGAGCAACCGGGAGCGCGAGAUUGAACGAUUGUGGAACCUUGUUGAGAGCUGCCGGCAUGACACGACCAAGGGUCCUCGCGAGGAGCCGUGCCGGUUCUGCGGCAAUGUCUGCAGCAGCUGGAAAAAGCUUACGGUGCAUCUGGCCAAACACAUGGAGCAGAUUGCCAUGCCUGUUCUUGGUUUGGUCGGGGAGCGGGACCCGUGUCAUCACCCUGGAGGCAGCCGUGCUGGGGCCGAGCCUGUGAUGCAUGAAACAAGGAGUUUUGCUCCUCGGCUAGAGGGGGUCCAACCCGGUCCGGACGUGUCGAUACAUCUGACACAAACCCAAUACAACCACACCAGCAGCAACAACACCGAGGGCGGCGGUCUUACUGCGCCGUUCAACCCCACAUAUGCUCCGCAGCUGACAACCAUGCCGGACGGUAUCAUCUCGGAGGAACCCGAGUCGAUGGAGGCGUUUGAUGGGAUCUCCUACGGCGGCGCACCGGCGGGACUGCAUCUGGUGGUGCCAGGCGACCAGUCACGGUUCAUGCCUGUGCAUCAGAACUCCGUGACUUACCCGCCGGCCGGGCCACGGCUCAAGGUUUCCAACCCGGACUUGAGUGUCUAUCAAGAUGCGUACUCGUAUGCGAUACCCUCGACCGAGAUGCCCGCAGCUACGUAUGAUACUCAGGGCUCAAUGUACAUACCGUCGGCGACCAGCAGCUACCCCUACGCGCACCCCAUGGGCCAGUCGAUGUCAUACGACCCAUCGCAAGGGUACCGGGGGCAAAAUUAG